This is a messenger RNA of Pipistrellus kuhlii (Kuhl's pipistrelle), 1107 nucleotides long. Its product is annotated as potassium channel subfamily K member 16-like. The transcript has 5 exons. Gene Ontology annotation, biological process: stabilization of membrane potential; potassium ion transmembrane transport. Bases 1 to 831 code for a protein of 276 amino acids. The record is from RefSeq and is a predicted model, not a curated record. Gene Ontology annotation, molecular function: potassium ion leak channel activity. Lineage: Eukaryota; Metazoa; Chordata; Mammalia; Chiroptera; Vespertilionidae. Gene Ontology annotation, cellular component: membrane.
AUGAGCAUCCUCUUGUUUACCUAUUUAUCAUACCUCAUGGUUGGGGCAAUUAUAUUUCAAGUUUUGGAGGAAGACUUUGAGGUGGAUAUGCGACAGUUGGCAGUUAAACUGAAAAGUGAAUUUCUGACAAAUCGAGCUAAUAAAACUGAACAAGAGGUCGAAAUAUUUGUGCAGAUGAUGGCUUCUUUUGUAUUAUUAGGAAUACCUCCCACAGGAAAUAAAACUGAUGCUGUGUCUUGGACUUUUUUCAACUCAUUUAUAACUUCCAUAAUUAUCAUAUCUACAAUAGGUUAUGGAACAGUUUUUCCUAACACUCCUUAUGGACAACUGUUCUGUAUUGUCUUUGCUGCAAUUGGAAUUCCUCUAACUAUUAUAGUCUUUAAUUAUAUUAGUACAUUAGUUUUUCUGCCAUUUGAAAAACUUGGAGACUACCUUGAAUAUAAGGGUGUAAAUGAGAGAAAUAUUACUGUUUGGAAGAUAGUACUUUUCAUUAUAACUGGAACACUUUUAUUUCUGGUAUUACCACCAUUUGUUUUUAUGUCAUUAGAGAAUUGGACUUAUGUCCAAGGAAUUUAUUAUUCAUUCACCACAAUAAGUGCUAUUGGUUUAGGAGACUAUGCAACAGUUUCAAAUCCUUUGAAAGACAAUCAGAGCAUCACUUACUCAAUCUUAUUAUUAAUUUGGAAUACCCAUGGUCUGGUCUGGAUUGCUCUUCUAUUUAAUUUGAUAAUGAAGUUCUUUUAUGAAAUGGAAUUAAAGCUAACUGAGGACUCAUCUGAAGAACUCGGAGAAGAAGAGGAGACAGUUCCUGAAAAUCAGUUUAUUAAGUAGGUUUCUUCCAUGCAGACUUCAGAGGUUUCCACGGAGCCCCUUCAGGUGGGGUCAGACCAGGAAGGAGGACCAGGAAAACAACCUCCAUAAACCUCUCAUGUGAGUUGCCUUUCCACAUCAAAAUUUAACUUUGACUGUCAUUUAAAAAAAUAGUUUUGAAAUAUAAUGCAUAUCUCCACCUUUACUUGUCUACUUUCCCCACAUCAGGCUUUCUCCUUGGUGGAUCCGCACUGGCAUUUGUGUAAAUAGAAGCUUAUCCUGAAAACUGUUUCCAUG